AUGUCCACCCCCACCACAUGCCAAACAUGCUCCUCAACCCUCCCCUCGCCCCUCCCCCAAAGCACCCAUCUACCUCCCUGCUGCAACCACCCCAUCUGUCUCGCUUGUACUGCGCGCAAUCCCCGUUUGAGAGAGUAUGUGCCGUGUUUGAAAUGCGGGACGGGGAGUAGUACUUUGAGCGGGGGCGUGAGUGUAGAGGCUGGGGGGAGGAGAGAUAGGGCGAGGGAUAGGGAGGAGGUGGGAGGGGGAGGGGGAGGGGAUUUGUUGUUCGCGAUGGGAGAUGAGGACGAUGAUGGCCCGGGGUCAGCAGGUAUUGCGGGAGAUCUGCCGCCGGGGUAUGAUGAGAUUGAUGCUCUCCCUUCUCUCCCACCCUCCAAAACUCCAGAUUCUCGCGUGCCACCUCCUCACAUCACUCCCGAGCCAACAAAGACCGAGGAAGAACCGAUGGAAAUCGUCGAAGUUACCCAUCUCGUCUCUCGGGGCGAUACUGUCAUGUCUGUCGCUCGCAAGUAUGCUGCAGAUCCGCAUGAUAUACUCGAAUUCAACGCCCUCCCCUCGACCGCCCUCACUUCCAACGCCCGUAUCCUCCAAACCCGAAAAUCAAUCAUCAUCUCCCGCCGCUCCGUACCCUCUUCAUCCCUUCCACCUCUAUCAUAUCGCGACAAGCAACUAGAAGCAGCAGUAAACAAAGCAGAAUCAGAAAAUAGAAGGAAAGAGCGUCAGAUCCAGAGGUUCCGGGCGGUCACAAAGGCGGCUGACCCCGAUAUCGCCAACGCGUACCUCUCUGUCGAACAGCUGGAAGAAGGGAAGGAUGUCGAUUACGGCACAGGGGAAGCGCUUGAAGGGGGAGGGAAGAAGGCUCCUAUGCCGUCGGAAGGGAAUAGAGAAGCGCGCGCGUUGGAUAGGUUUUGGGAGGAUGAAGAGUGGGAGAGCAGCUCGGGCAGGGCGGAGAGGAAGAAGGUGGGCAAGUGGAAAGUCGUUGGGAGUUCACUUGCCAAGUGA
Molecule: messenger RNA, 1002 nt
Organism: Cryptococcus wingfieldii CBS 7118
Lineage: Eukaryota; Fungi; Basidiomycota; Tremellomycetes; Tremellales; Cryptococcaceae
Exons: 2
Coding region: 1-1002 (333 amino acids)
Source: RefSeq, a predicted model, not a curated record